UGUCUCCCCGGAGGGUAAGCGUGGCAGGUGUAAAGUCCUUCCGCUGCGUCAAGCCGGUUCGACCCGGAAACAAAAACAGUAUUCACCUUCUGGUGGGGCGGGGGAAUUGAAGUGUGGGAAGACCGGACAGCUUCACAGGUUGCUAAGCGACGAGGCUGGAGCUGUGCACAAACCCCGGCCAUUCGGAGGCACCUGAGGGAGCUGCUGAGGCGGCGCGGCCCUAAGACCGGGGAGACAGAGCGCUCCGCGCCUUCCCGAGUCCUCCUUCCCAGGCUCUGCGGACGCUCUUCCCGGGACAGUGUCCGCUGACGAAGCUAGUGGUGUGCGGGGGCGCCCUCUCCGAGGCGGCCGGGGGCGGUGCGUCUUCCUCACUCCGGAGACAGUUCUUCUGAUUGAAGAUAACAAACACUGAAGAAAACUUACCUGUUUUCUCUGGUGAGCUGAACUCAAGUCCACUGCAGUAAGAACAACUUUCACUUAUUAUAAGAAGGGGGUUCUUCCCCUCCUGGAUAAAAAUUUUAUUUAACAACUCGAUGAAAAAUUCAAGGACAUUGGGCUUAAUUCACGACAAGCCUAGAUCUGGGAGAUGCCAAUUAAGUGGAGAGAAUAUGGCUGAAAUCGAGAGGCCAUUUGGCACAGAGUCCCGAAAACAUGUACCAUGCAUCUGUUGAAUCGAAUAUUCCAAAAACCACAGGGCACAGAAUUAUAAUGGUGAAACUCCAAGCACGCCUAAAACGUGUUCAAAUGCUACAAGAAGAUUACCAAGCUAAGUUAGACUUCUGUCAACUAAUGAAGUAAAAAGUUGAAAAUUGCAGUAGUGUUUUUGACAAGUUAACCUUUUCUGUUGAAGCAACUUUCCAUAGAAGUGGCAGUGUUGUCCAUCACAGUUGCCAUGCUUGGUACACAGAAAAGCCUAGGGAAGUUUGGCUACAGACUCUGAAAGUUAAUGUUUUGUGUACCAUUAGGAAGUUUUGCAUGAUUGGCCCUUCUUGAUUUCAAUUGAGAUGUCAGAGUUUCCUUCUACUGUCAGAUGUCUUUCUGCUUGACUGAACUACACCUGUGGUCUUUGAAGAAUACCUUACACAUUGGGGACAGAGACAUUGGGAUCUUCCAGUAUUAUGAUAAGAAAGACCCACAAGCAAUAGAUCAUGGUAACUUAGAAGAAAAGCAGAAGCUGGCAGAAUCUCGAGAUUAUCCUUGGAUGCUCAAAAACAGACGCCCAGAAAAACUUCGAGACUCACUCAAGGAGUUGGAGGAGCUGAUGCAAAACAGUCGGUGUGUGCUGAGCAAAUGGAAGAACAAAUAUGUCUGCCAGCUCCUCUUUGGUUCAGGUGUGCUGGUGUCCCUAAGCCUUUGUGGGCCGCAGCUGGAGAAAGUGGUGAUUGAUAGAAGCCUGGUGGGGAAGCUCAUCUCAGAUACCAUCAGUGAUGCUCUUCUCACAGACAGUUUUUUCGUCUUAUCAUUUUUGGCACAAAACAAACUAUGUUUUAUUCAGUUUACCAAGAAGAUGGGUUCUCCUGAUAUAAACAAAAGACUUGAAAAACUCUCAGCGUUGGAUUAUAAGAUUUCCUAUUAUGAAAUACCUGGCCCAGUAAACAGGACAACAGAGCGUCAUCUGGCUAUCAAUUGUGUUCAGGAUAUGGUUGUUUGCUGGUGGCCACUGGACAAUGAAGAAGCUUGGCCUUGGGCCCCUAUUUCCUCUGAGAAGAACAGAGCCAAUUUGUUGCUCCUUGGUUAUUCUCAAGGAAGACUGGAGGUUUUGAGUUCUAUCCGUACAGAAUGGGAUCCACUGGAUGUUUGCUUUGGCACAAAACAGCCUUAUCAAGUGUUCACAGUGGAGCGCUCCACCAGUGUAGACAGAGAGCACAUGGCUGACAGCUGCAUUUAUGAAUGUGUUCGGAACAAAAUCCAGUGUGUGUCAGUCACCAGAAUACCACUGAGAUCAAAGGCCAUCAGCUGCUGCAGGAAUGUUACUGAAGACAAACUGAUUCUGGGCUGUGAAGAUUCUUCGGUAAUUCUUUAUGAAACUCACCAUAGAGUGACUUUCUUAGCUCAGGCUGAACUUUUGCCUUCAUUAAUAAGCUGCCAUCCAAAUGGUGCCAUUCUGCUCGUUGGCAGCAACCAAGGGGAGCUGCAAAUUUUUGAUAUGGCUCUGUCCCCUAUUAACAUCCAACUCUUGGCUGAAGACCGCUCACCCAGAGAGUCUCUGCAGUUCAGUAAAUCCUUCAGUGUUUCCAGCAGUCUUGUUCAAAUGCAGUGGAUAGCUCCUCAGCUUGUUUCUCAGAAGCCUGAAAGUGGGGACAUUUAUGAUCUCCUGUUCCUUAGAUUUGACAGAGGACCUUUGGGUGUGCUUUUAUUUAAAUUAGGUAUCUUCACACGAGGACAGCUGGGCCUAGUAGACAUCAUCUUCCAGUACCUUCACUGUGAGGAGAUCUAUGAGGCUGUAAAUAUCCUAAGCAGCAUGAACUGGAACACUCUGGGCCACCAGUGCUUUAUCAGCAUGAGUGCCAUUGUAAACCAUCUUCUUAGACAAAAACUCACUGCAGAGAGAGAAGCACAGCUUGAGGCAAGCCUUGGAACCUUCUAUGCUCCAACAAGACCACUCCUGGAUACAACUAUAUUGGAAUAUAGAGACCAAAUCAGCAAAUAUGCAAGGAGAUUCUUCCACCACUUGCUCAGGUAUCAGAGAUUUGAAAAGGCCUUUCUUCUGGCUGUUGACAUUGGUGCUCGUGACCUGUUUAUGGACAUCUAUUACUUUGCACUAGAUAAGGGUGAAUUGGCACUAGCUGAAGUGGCAAGAAAAAGAGCUAGCGACAUUGAAGCAGAAUCAAUAACCUCUGGAGUUGAACUCCUGGGGCCUUUGGACAGAAGGGAUACACUAAACAAAGCUUUUAUUGGCCUAUCUUUAACACCCCAAGGGGAAGACACAUUUCCAGACAACCUUCCUCCCUCUGGUUCAAUCCACAGACCCGUUAUUCAACAAAGAGAACCGAAUGGCUCUUCUCAUAGGCAGAUGACUUACAGAAGGAGUGAACUUGAAAAAGACAUCUGCACUGAAUCUUUGAUGCCGAAGAACUAUAAUACAGAAGAAGAGGAACUAAAAGAAGACUGCAUAGAAAAGGAAAUUGGAGAUGGUGGUUCUCUCAGAAUGGUUCAUUUUGGCUUGGUGUAAUAAGAACAUUUUUUUUUUUUAAUUCAAAAAAGAAAUAUGGCUUUUUCACAUUUAAACUUUUUCAUGAUGUGAUACAGAUUAAAAUAUCCCUGUAAGGAUUGAAAAGAAGAAAGACUGUGAAUCAGUUAAGAUUUUUGUACU
This is a messenger RNA of Choloepus didactylus (southern two-toed sloth), 3313 nucleotides long. RefSeq names its product WD repeat containing planar cell polarity effector (gene WDPCP). The coding region runs from base 1031 to 3172 and encodes 713 amino acids. The transcript has 19 exons. Gene Ontology annotation, cellular component: axonemal basal plate. Gene Ontology annotation, molecular function: protein binding. Gene Ontology annotation, biological process: cilium organization; nervous system development; establishment of protein localization. The record is from RefSeq and is a predicted model, not a curated record. Lineage: Eukaryota; Metazoa; Chordata; Mammalia; Pilosa; Megalonychidae.